AGGCUGGCCCAGGGACAGGUAUAAGAUGAGGAAGUUUUCUACACCCUCACUCAGUCCUAUUCCAUCAUCAAUAUUCCUUCUUCAUCAACCCUGUUUUUGAUUCUAGCUUUGAGAAAACAAUUAUCACACUAAUCCGUCACGCACAAACCUCCAUCAAAAUGAUUUUCUCAAGAAUUAGCAUCAUCAUCACCUUCACAAGCCUCCUCGAAUCCACUCUCGCCAUGCCCGCAACUCUUUCCCCUCCACAAGACUCAAUCUGUGCCACUGGAAGUCCUCAAUGCUGCGACGUUAAUGUCCUAGGUGUCGCUGAUUUAAAUUGCGAAGCUCGUACAUGCACCCAUUUCCCCUCCGUAGCACAAAACUAAUACGGUGAAAAAUAGCACCAAAAGCAUUCAAAGAUGUAGCAUCUUUCAACAAAGCCUGCGCUACUGUUGGGAAAAUCAACAUGUGUUGCAUACUUCCUAUCGUGAGUUUUCUAUGCUCUUCACUCAAGUAAAUGAAACUAAUUACCGAGAAAACAGUUGAAUCAGGCUCUCCUCUGCAAUUCUCCAGAUACUUCAUAAAGCUUUCGUGCAAAUCCGCGCCACAAUUUUGUGCGAGAUCCCAACAUUUAGCGGUUAUGAUCGAGCUCAUGUGUUUAUAAAUUAUUAUUCUCCGGGCAUUUUGUUUCCUUUGGAAGUUCUGUGCGCACAUGAUGCAGAAGGAUAUCUUAUUCCUGCAGGAGAUCAAGAGAAAAUAGGAGGGGGAAUUACUAUCUAGGCAACAGUAAUACGACUUUGAAUUCUGCAUAUUUGAUUAGGCAUUCUCACAUGGUGCCACUUAUUCAUUGCAAUUCUAAUAGCCACAAGUAUUUAUUUGAUAAAUCUAGAUGACAUGAGCACGAGGGCAAUAGUGAAAAUGAAUUCAAAGAGCUGGUGAGCUCAUGGAUUACCUAAUCGCCUUCAAUGAGUUGGAGGAGAGGAGUGCUGUGAUUUCCUGAUAAAGCUGUUGUCUUUCACAUGUUACGACGGACAUGAGGUCGGACCAAUUUCCGCGUCACAUGACUAAUCACAUGCUGAAGUUGGUCACCUGAUUAAGGAAUCCCA
Sclerotinia trifoliorum is the source of this 1085-nucleotide messenger RNA. The record is from the annotation of a GenBank genome assembly. NCBI's taxonomy places the organism in Eukaryota, Fungi, Ascomycota, Leotiomycetes, Helotiales, Sclerotiniaceae.